GUUGUGGGUGCAGCUUCUCUUGACCACACCCAAAAUGGCUGUUGGAAAAAACAAGAGACUCUCCAAGGGAAAGAAGGGCAUUAAGAAGCGUGUUGUCGACCCUUUCUCUCGUAAGGAGUGGUACGACAUCAAGGCCCCUUCCUUCUUUGAGGUUAAGAAUGUCGGAAAGACUCUUGUCAACCGUACCUCCGGUUUGAAAAACGCCAACGACGCCCUCAAGGGCCGUGUUGUUGAGGUGUCCCUUGCUGAUUUGCAAAAGGAUGAGGAACACUCUUUCCGCAAGGUUAAGCUCCGUGUUGAGGAGAUCCAAGGCAAGUCUUGCCUUACUUCCUUCGGUGGUAUGGACAUGACCUCUGACAAGCUCCGCUCUCUUGUUCGCAAGUGGCAGACUACCAUUGAGGCCAACCAAACCAUCAAGACCACUGAUGGCUACGUUUGCCGUAUCUUCGUUAUCGGCUUCACUCGUCGUCGCCCCAACCAAAUCAAGAAGACUACUUACGCUCAAUCUUCUCAAAUCCGCGCCAUCCGUCAAAAGAUGUUCCAGGUCAUCCAGAACCAAGCUACUGGCUGCUCCAUGCGCGAGCUUGUUCAAAAGCUUAUUCCCGAGAUGAUUGGCCGCGCUAUCGAGAAGGCUACCAACAACAUCUACCCUCUUCAAAACGUCUAUGUCCGUAAGGUCAAGAUUCUUAAGGGCCCUAAGUUGGACGCCCAAAAGAUCCUUGAGCAACACGGUGAGGCUCAAGACGUCGGUACCAAGGUUAUUAAGGAUGUUGCUCCCUUGGAGUCUGUAUAGAAAUAUAAUUUCUUGAUUUCCACGGCAUAGGAGAA
Molecule: messenger RNA, 828 nt
Organism: Schizosaccharomyces japonicus yFS275
Lineage: Eukaryota; Fungi; Ascomycota; Schizosaccharomycetes; Schizosaccharomycetales; Schizosaccharomycetaceae
Product: 40S ribosomal protein S1
Exons: 1
Coding region: 35-793 (252 amino acids)
Biological process (GO): translation
Cellular component (GO): ribosome; cytosolic small ribosomal subunit; cytoplasm
Molecular function (GO): structural constituent of ribosome
Source: RefSeq, a predicted model, not a curated record